AUGUCUCUUCCCCUCUUUGGAGUGUGGAAUGUCAGGGGUUUUAAUCGGCCUGACAAAGUAUUUUGCUGCAAGCGUUUGAUUCAAUCAUUAAAACUUGAUAUGCUAUGUAUUUUGGAAACUCGGAUUCAUGUCUCCUCUCUUAUGGAUUCAUUUUUCGAAUCUUCUCAUCAGCUUUUUUCUAAUGAAGAUAGAGUUCACAAUUUUGAUUUAGUCUCUUCUGGGAGGAUUUGGAUAAAGUGGGAUGCGAAUAAGCUCACUUUUACUCCCUCUCUGAUCACUUCACAGUUGAUCAAUGGGACUGUUAAGGUUGGUAAUUUCUCCCCUUUUCAGUUAUCUAUUGUCUAUGCUGCCAAUAAUGCGUGUGACAGGAAAGAUCUUUGGGCUUCUAUUUGUGCGGUUGCUCCCUCUGGUGAUGUCCCCUGGGCUGUUAUUGGGGAUUUUAACUGUUGUCGUUAUGCUUCUGAUAAAAUGGGAGGUUUGCCGCUUCAUCACUCUCAAUUAGUAGAUAUUAACAACAUGAUUUUUGUUAAUAAGUUGGUGGAUUUAAAUGCGGUUGGCAGUCAUUUUUCUUGGUAUAAUCAGCAAACUGUUAAUCCGAUUUUUAUUAAGCUUGAUAGAGCUCUAGUUAAUGAGGAUUGGAUAAAGAAUUUUCCUGAUUCUUACAGCUCCUUCCAAUCUCCAUCCUGCUCUGACCAUUCUCCUAUUAUUCUUCAUCCGGGAAGAAGUUUUAAAUCUAACCAUAGAUUCAUGUUUAAGAAUAUCUGGACUAAAUAUGACAGUUAUUGGAGUUUACUGUUAAAUGCCUUUUCUAAGCCUAUUAUUGGAAAUCCUCUUUCUCAUUUCUGUUUGGUUCUCAGGCAGUUAAAAGGUGAAAUUAAACAUCACCAAUGGGCUAAUUCUAAAUCUCUUUCUGUUGAUUUGGAUUCUCUGUAUGUUCAGCAACAAAACUUAUUGGAUCAAAUUCAUCUUCACCCCUUGGAGUUGAAUUUGACGGCUGCUCUUAAAAAGAUUAAUCUUAAAAUUGCUGAUGUUUCCUCUUCUUUUGCUAGCUGGGUUAUUCAAAGAGCAAAACUUAAUUGGCUACAUCAUGGUGAAGAUGACCUUAAAUUCUUGUAUGCUAAGAUUAGAAGUAGGCAAGGGAGAUCUAAGUCCUUGACUAAUCUUUUCUCUUGCAAUCCUGAUUUAUCUAGAGAGGAGGUUCUAAGCUCCAUUGUGGAGUAUUUUCAAAUAUUGUAUAACUCUUCUCCUCCUUCUAGGCCGGAGGAGUCUCUUAUUCCUGUUGGUGAUGUUCUCUCUGACAGUUUUGCUAAUAUUCUUAUUUCACCUAUUUUAGAGGCAGAAAUCAAGGAGGCUGUUUUUAAGGGUUCUUCUAAAUCCUCACCUGGGCCAGAUGGUUUCAAUUACCACUUCUACAAGUCUGGAUGGCAUAUUAUUGGGCCGCAUUUGUGUAAAGCUAUCAAUGCCUUUUUUACUAAAGGAUAUCUUCCUAGUGGGAUCAAAGCCACUGCUUUAGCUAUUAUCCCAAAACAGCAUAAUGCCUCUUCUAUCACUGAUUACCGGCCUAUUUCUCUUUGUUACUUCUGUUCUACUUCGGGGCUAAGGCAAGGGUGUCCUUUGAGCCCUUACCUUUUCUGUAUUGUCAUGGAUGCUCUUUCUAAUUUGCUUGAGGCUAGAGGUUUUAAAGGUUUUAAUGCUGAAAAUUUCCAGCUCUCUCACCUUUUAUAUGCGGAUGAUGUUCUUAUUUUUGGAGAAGCUACCAUUGAGAACUGUACUCUUCUCUCCAAUAUUCUCAAUGAGUUUGGGAAUGCUUCGAGUCUUAAGAUAUCUUAUCUUGGAAUUCCUAUUGCUUUCAAUAGAUUGAAAGUCGCUGAUUAUUUUCCUUUGAUGGAUAGUAUACACAAAAAGUUCAACGAUUGGAAGGCUAAUCUUCUUUCUCUAGCUGGCAGACUUCAAUAUCUUAAAUUCACAAUACAAAAUACUAUUGCUUAUUGGAUCAGAGGAUCUAUUUUGCCUAAAACUGUUUUUAAGUUGUUCAAGAAAACUUGCUCUAGAUUCCUGUUUUUUGGUGAUAUUGAUUGCUCCAAUAAGCUUCAUAUGGUAUCUUGGGAUAAUGUUUGCAAGCCUAAAUCCAAAGGAGGGCUAGGUCUCCCUUCUUUAUUUGCCAUUCAGUUUGCUUUUAACUGCUCUAUUAUCUACAGAAUGUAUAAUAGUUCUUCUCCUCUAGCUGUUUGGCUAUCUACUCGCUACACCUCUCCGUGGAAACCUCCGCCGCCUCUUGCAAGUAAAUUCUGGCUUUCUAUUUGUAAAACUGUUGUGUUGGUAAAGGAUAAUUUCAGAUUUUCUAUCACACCAACUGCUCCUAUUGCUUUGUUUUGGGACAAUUGGUGUGAUAAGCAUUCAUUGUGUGACUUAUUUGGCAGUGAGAUCUUAAGCUGGGUGCAUUUAUCUUUGCUGAGAAAUUAUAUUGUUUAUGGUGUUUGGAAUUUACCUGUUGAUUUGCCUCAUAAUAUUAGGGAUUUCAUUUUGAGCUUUCCUAUUCUCAAUAGCUCUGGUCCCUGUUUAAGAUGGAAUGAGUUGGCUAAGGUUAAAUUCAGUGAUUUUUUGGAGGAAUUCUAUAGCUCUUUUCCGGCAUGCCCCUGGGAUACUCUUGUCUGGCAUCAAAAAUAUAGUCUAAAACACUCUGUUUAUGUGUGGCUUGCACUGGUAGGUGGCUUAAAAACUCAAGAUGCAUUGAGAAUGCGCAACAUCUAUGUGCCUGAAAUUUGUUCUUUAUGUCAUAAUGAGCCGGAAUCUGUUAAUCACUUAUUUUUCGAAUGUCCAUAUGGGUUUGCUGUGCUUGAGUCUCUCCUUCCUGCCACUAGAGAAUUUCUGUUAAGGCCCACUGUUCUUCAUCUUUUGCAAUGGUUGGAUUCGGAUUUUGUGGGUACUUCUCUUUAUAAGCAGUUUUGUAAGCUGGUUGUAUGUUGCACUAUUUACUAUAUUUGGAGAGAACGUAAUAGCAGGAGAUUUGCUAAUGAAUAUAAUAGUAUUAAUUCCCUUAAAGCUGCUAUUAAAAGGGUGAUUAAUAUUAAAAUUGCGAAAUGGAAAGACAGAGAGCUGGUUGUGGGCAAUAUCUCCAGGACGAUGAUGAUGCUCCGUGUUUUGAAUAUGUUCUUCCUUCCCCUUGGACGGCCUUUUGGCAACCAGGGGAAUGCUUUUUCUCAGCCAAAUUUUAUUUCUCUGAGUCCUCGGCAUACGGGUCCUUCAAUUUUGCUGCAGCACUAUUUGACGCUAUCGGGGCUUCUCAGUGGGGAGAUUCGGUUGCUGUGA
This is a messenger RNA of Dendrobium catenatum, 3309 nucleotides long. RefSeq lists its product as uncharacterized. Lineage: Eukaryota; Viridiplantae; Streptophyta; Magnoliopsida; Asparagales; Orchidaceae. The record is from RefSeq and is a predicted model, not a curated record. Bases 1 to 3309 code for a protein of 1102 amino acids. The transcript is spliced from 5 exons.